Molecule: messenger RNA, 1749 nt
Organism: Fusarium sp. VM40
Lineage: Eukaryota; Fungi; Ascomycota; Sordariomycetes; Hypocreales; Nectriaceae
Source: the annotation of a GenBank genome assembly
AUGGCGUUACCCCAGCCUGCGGCGGCUGUAUCAAAUUCGGUCGACAAGCUACCUAAGAUUGAACUUGCUCAACAGCGGCUUGGCCAGCUCCAGGCUACACGGGAUGGUGUUACAUCUCCGGCAUCGAACGCUGAACGAUCAAAUCGGGAUGAGUCGACAGAGCAGCGGUCCAUAAUCGACUCUCUCAUUGCUGAUAUCGGCGCUCUUCCCAUUAUUGCAUGCUCAUACCCGUCUGCAGCAGAAGGCCCGACACUGUCAUCGCUUGUAUUAGCUACGGCCAGCACAAACCAACUCUCAUCUACUCUGCACUCGUUACAAGGCAGCGAUAAUACUCCUUGUCUUCCCAAAGAGUCAACCGCUUUAAGCCUGGCUAAGCACUACUUCGCGAACGUUUACCCACGUCUUCCCUUUUUCUCUAUCCAGGGCUUCUGGGUCCAGUAUGAGCAUGUCUUCUCCGGUGUUGGCGCACCUACUGAAGCCGAAGGUGUCUGCCCGCGAGAUCCCACCAGUGUUCUCUCACCAAGCGCAGCAGACCUUGAUUGUUCCUCUCUAAGCCAUGGGUAUAGCUACUUCACAAUUCUGCUAGUACUGGCGAUAUCAGCUUCGAGUCUUUCGCGCAGUGCUGACAGCGUAACCUCAACUCAAGCGCAGCGCCUCUUCCGCACAGCGCUGACAUUUCGAGAAUCUGCAAUUCUUCCCAAUACCAUCGUCGGCGUACAGUCGAUAUUAUUCCUCGUGCAGUUUGCCACCCUGAACCCUUCGCUUCUCGACGCUUGGUAUCUUAUCGGUGUUGGUAUGCGAAUGUGUGUUGACCUAGGUCUACAUCAAGAUCCACAACCUCUUGAUUCAGUCGCUACAAGUUUGCUGGAAACAAGGCGACGUCUUUGGUGGAGUAUGUACUCCUUCGAUCGUUCCAUGAGCUUGGGAUGCAGUCGCCCAACAGAAAUAUCCGACUCGGCCAUUAAUGUCUCUUUGCCUACGUUUAGAAUCGAAACCUCGGCUACGGUUGUUGAGGUUCACGGUUAUUUGCAGCGAUAUCGCGCUUUGCAGAUUCAGUCUGAGAUAUAUGUUUGCUUAAACAAAUCCCCAGGCUCAGACUCUAGCGAAACGCAGACACUCUUCGCACAACUCUGUCAGAAGCUGACUGAUUGGAAAGAAGCUAGCUCUCAGCUACCAAACAAAGCACUCAUAGAAAGCGAAUGGUUGAUGGGUCGUAUGCUUUUGUUGCGGCCUUGCCGGUUCUUGCCAGAUCGCACAAUGGACGAACUCAACGACCUUUGGAAAUCCACCACUGGAUUCAUUGGUCUUUACCGUCGCCUUGUGGAAUCCAACUCCAUCUUCUACGUUCAGAUUGCUUGUGAGAAAGUAUACUGGACUGGUCUAAUGGCCCUCUACAGCUAUUGUCAACUGCGUCGUAAUACUGCCAGAGAACACAACGAGUUACGUCCACUCGAUGUGUGGGUCAUGGUUAAGGAUGUCAUAUCCAUUCUGCGGGCCCUUAGCGAGCGUUGGGAACAGGGUAAACUCGUCUGUGGACGAUUCGACGUUAUUAGUACUCGCAUUCUAGAACUUUCAGAAGCUGCUUCGGAAGAGAACAUGGCGGUGGAAUUUCCGGCUGAAUUGCAACGUUUGGACCAAUAUACCAGUUUGACGGUCGUCUGGGCUUCAAACGACAAAGUGCUGACACAAAGAAAUGCCGUUGUGCAAGAUACAAAUGACCUUCGGCAACUAGUUUCAGAAAUGCUGUAG